Messenger RNA from Cuscuta campestris, 1298 nucleotides. The record is from the annotation of a GenBank genome assembly. NCBI's taxonomy places the organism in Eukaryota, Viridiplantae, Streptophyta, Magnoliopsida, Solanales, Convolvulaceae.
CAAUAUAUUUCAUAGCAUUGGAGAUACUCCUUGGCUUCUAUUACCUCUUCUCAGUGAGAUUCUUAUUGUGAGAGGGUUAGGAGAGAAUUCAUUCUUCAGUUUCUAUCUUUCAUUUUUCAUAAUACCGUCCUGCUCCUAUCAUUUUGGUAUCAAAGCCUCGUUCUAACCAAUAUGGUUAUCACACGCUCCUCUAAUACUAACUCAAAUCCAGAAGAUAAUCAGGAAAAUCCCUUUGGUAAGGAUCCUCUGGCAACCAUUGCCUCUCGAUUGGCAGCUCUAGAUGUUUUACAAGAAAAGGUGACGGCUCUGGAAGCAAAUUCAUCUUGCCGUAAUAGUGGAAAAGGGAAACAGCGCAAUCGCGCAGAUGAUAGCGAUCAGGAAUAUGAAUCAUCUCGGCGUGCUUCGAGGCUACCACAUGCAAAACUGGAAUUCCCAAAAUUUACAGGAGGCGACCCAAGAGGAUGGGUCCUCAAAGCAGAGAAGUAUUUCCGUUACUAUGACGUUCCAGAGGAUGAUAAGGUGGAUGUGGCUUCCAUGUACCUUGAAGGGGAUGCUUUGGACCUGUUUUCAUGGAUGAGCACUGAGAGAACGUUGUUUUAUUGGGAAGAUUUGGUGAAGGCAUUCCAAGAACACUAUGGUCCACCGGAGUAUCAAAAUCCAAACGAAUACCUUUGUAGUAUCAAACAAAGUGGUACUGUGACUGAGUACCGCUUAGAGUUUGCAAGAAGGGCAUCUCGAAUUGAAAGAUGGCCUGAGCACUGCCUUCUAGGGGUUUUCAUCAACGGCCUCAAGGAAGAAUUGCGACCAGAUGUUCGGCUUCACAAGCCACAAAAUGUGUACAGGGCUGCAAGUCUUGCCCUGGAGUUUGAGAGAAAGCAACCUUCGAGUCGAGGGUCCAGAUCUAAUGCUGCUUUUGGCCCAAAUCGCAGCAACCCACUUUACCCUCAAAAUUAUUCAACACGUGAACAGAAAGGAAACCCACCUGCAGAUUUACCCCUUUCAGAUGACUUUGUGAUGCUCUUAGAACCCGCCCAAGUGCUAGCACACCGUUGGAAAGCAGCCCACCUGGAGCUCCUGAUUCAAUGGAAGUCCAGACCCGUGGAGGAAGCAAGCUGGGAGGAUUAUGAUCUUCUAUUGCAACAGUUUCCUGAGUUUCGCCUUGAGGACAAGUCGGUUUUUCAGGGGGAGAGUAUUGAUACAAAUCCGAAACCAAUCAGGACUUAUCAGAGGCGUAAAAGAGGGCUUAAGUUUGACUGAGUUUAAUUCUUUUAUUAGCACAAUAAUAGGGCUUACGUUUU